AUGCAGAUUUGUAUUCUUGCAGGCGGCCAGCAGUCAAGCAAAGUUGGACAUUUUGUGUCUGUCUUCGCUGUCAAAAGGGCGGACGAGGAAGACAUUUCCGACAUCCGCUUUAGUAGCUUCCGGGAGCACCUCGGUCUCUCUGGGCGCGGCUAUCAGCUUAGCUACAAUUUGAAGAGCGUUGCCAACACGGCAAAGGAGAACUAUCCCCAGACGCGAGUCGAACAGCUUACUGGUCAGACGCAUAAUCAUGCCAAAAGUAUCGAUGACGAGACCGACUUGCUCGAGCCAAGACCUCAAGAUCGCGACUUCUCUACUAUAGAGGCUAGCUUCCGGGCAAGCCUCGCAGUUCAUUUAGUCCUAGCACAGUACGCAAGCGAAUAUUGGGGAGGCUACCUUCGGUGGCUAGAGGUAAUGAUCGAGAAAAUGAGCGGAUCUGCUCUGACCAUGACCAAGUAUAAUCCAGACAUGUUCAAACUGACCGCUGUUCAAAUCACCGAAGAUAAGAUCAACAAGGCGGUGCUGACGCUGAACGCCAACGCCCGUGUGCUGGAGGCCUUAGACAGCUUCUACAGACUUCUCUUGGAUCAUCCAGAGUUUCAAGCCAACCCUCGGUACAAAGGCUACAUUGACCACUUUUCGAUGCAGCUGCGUGGCUAUGUCUACGACACGAGCAUGUUCUCGGAGCGGGCGCAAACCCUGGGCAAGAUUGUUGGGGACCGCAAGAAUCUGACCUUCUUUAGCACAGAUAUAGUCAAGUACCAGAGCGGUGGCGGAAGCGGCGGCUCGUCCGAACCCAACGACAGAUCGUCGUCCGACAACGGGAACGACAGCACGUCGUUUUCAGGCCUCGCGCUGGCGCGCUGGUUUGAAGUCACUGUCCCCCUGACCGUCCUCACCUUUGGCGUCGCGAUAUGGUGGUACUACUUCUGGGAGCCCCGGAAUGCGCGACUACGGGCCUGGUGGAGAGGGGAGGAUCGUCCAAAAGACCCCGAGAAGAUGAUUUGAGACUUGGUGAGAAGUUUCGAUCGGUUGUGAUUUUCUUGAUUUCUUUGCCUUGUUUUCGAGCAUCUCAUAGCGCUGGUUUUCUUGGCUAUUGGCCGAAUUGUAUUUAUUUGUUGUAUCAAAGGCUUUGGGGCAGAACUGUAACGAGAGGAUCUAGGAGGGGGGUGUCGAAAUG
Lasiosphaeria miniovina is the source of this 1177-nucleotide messenger RNA. RefSeq lists its product as uncharacterized. The transcript has 7 exons. Bases 1 to 1005 code for a protein of 334 amino acids. The record is from RefSeq and is a predicted model, not a curated record. Lineage: Eukaryota; Fungi; Ascomycota; Sordariomycetes; Sordariales; Lasiosphaeriaceae.